Molecule: messenger RNA, 1647 nt
Organism: Rubroshorea leprosula
Lineage: Eukaryota; Viridiplantae; Streptophyta; Magnoliopsida; Malvales; Dipterocarpaceae
Source: the annotation of a GenBank genome assembly
UAGUAUCUUUCACUCUCAAUCUCUUCUUCAUCCUAUUAGUGGUAUUAGAGCAUUCUCUCAAACGAGCACUAUCCAUGGCCAGUGAAUCCUCCACAACCAUUACCUCUCCCAUUUCCACUAAUGAUGCCAUUCCUAUAGGACAAAACACCAUAAUCACCUUCAAUGUCGCUACUCACUUUCCUCUUAAACUUACUCCCAGCAACUAUCCAUCCUGACGGGCACAAUUUCUAUCUAUUCUUACUGUCUACAAAUUAACUGGCUAUCUCAAUGGAUCCAAACCUUGCCCAACGCCAUCAACCGGAGAGGUUCCCGACUCACCCUUUGAACUAUGGAUUCACCAAGAUCAAUCAAUCCGACAUGCCAUUCUCACGUCGAUCUAGAGUCUUUACACUCAAGGAGCGCCUCCAGAAUACUCGCUGUGAAGGUCGCAUUGUCACCGAAUUUCUCCAUCAACUCAAGGUGCUUGCUGAUGAACUUGCUGCCAUAGACAAACCCCUCACCAACGAUGAUCUGACGGUGUAUGUGUUUGUCCUCAAUGGGAUAGGACCUGAAUUUCGUGAGAUCUCUGCUUCACUCUGCGCUCGAGACAAGCCACUUUCUUUUGAAGAACUUCAUGACAGAUUAGUCACACAUGAAGAAAGCAUGCACCGAGAAGAAACCCGGCUUGAAAAUGCACCAAUGACUGCUCAUUUUGCUGCCAUGCCCAUCAAAAAGCCUGCUGGUAAUACUCCUAAUUUUUCAACAAGUUCUGGUUUCUCAAAUACUUCUCUUCAGUCCAAUGGUGCAGGAAUCCUACCACUGCCACAACGUAUCCAACCAUUUGGAUCAGGUCAACAUUUGGCAGGAGGAAGAGGUAAUAGGUGUAACAGGCCCAAUCAAUUUAACAGAAGAAGAGGUGGCCCAAAUUGGCCCAACACUGGCAGAUCCCAUAUCUCUUGUCAACUUUGCAACCAAUUUGGGCAUACAGCUCGUACUUGUUAUCUAUUUCGGAAUCAAGGCCAUGGACCCACGGCUCACUAUGCAGCAUCUACCAAUCUAAGCACUAAUGAGUGGUUGAUUGAUUCGGGUGCUAAUAAUCACAUCACCACCAAUCUGUCCAACUUGGCACUCCACUCCGAAUAUAAUGGCCCUGAUGAACUACUAAUUAGAGAUGGCUUAGGUUUGCAAAUCACUCAUGUUGGCCACACAACUCUCACAACACCCUUCUCAUCUAUCCCUUUAAAUAAUGUUUUAUGUGUACCUACCGCCUCUCGCAAUCUUAUUUCUGUUUCUCAAUUAUGCAAAACUACAAAUUCCAUUGUUGAAUUUCAUCCAAAUUUUUUCUUGGUGAAGGAUCGCAACACAGGGGCGAUACUACUGCGAGGACCAAACCGGCUUGGGAUGUACCAAGUUCCUCAAAUGGGUCCCACUAAACAAAUACCUAUGGCACAUUUGGGGAGAGGACAUCAGCAAUAAAUUAGCAUGCAAGGCUGGGACACCCAUCUUCCAAAGUAUUCAAAAAAAUUCCCUGUGUUAUCAAUCUGCCAUUAAUAAAUAAAGCCGAUGAUUUUUAUUGUGAUUCAUGCUCUUGUUCUAAAAGCCAAACUUCCAUUCUCCAAAUCCUCUAUUACCAGCUAUGCCCCUCUUGAAUAUAUUUUUUCUGAUGUU